Messenger RNA from Racocetra persica, 292 nucleotides. NCBI's taxonomy places the organism in Eukaryota, Fungi, Glomeromycota, Glomeromycetes, Diversisporales, Gigasporaceae. The record is from the annotation of a GenBank genome assembly.
AUGAAAUUGCUAUCAAAAUUUGAAUCAGUACCUCGUUCAAAACUUAAUAAAAUUGCAAUAGCCUUGUCAAUUUUUACGAUUUUAUGGAAUUUAGCUGAAGGUGUAGUCUCGGUUUUUUUCGGUGCAGAAAAUGAAUCAGUCAGUUUGGUCUUUUUUGGUAUUGAUUCUUUCGUUGAAGUGACUUCUUCAUGUGUGGUGUUAUGGAGAUUUUUGAGAAAAGAGUCAAACAUUCAUGAAGAAAAUCCUAAGGAUAACUUAAUAGCUAUUGAAAGAAAGGCAACAUUUGCAAUUG